Molecule: messenger RNA, 2372 nt
Organism: Argentina anserina (silverweed cinquefoil)
Lineage: Eukaryota; Viridiplantae; Streptophyta; Magnoliopsida; Rosales; Rosaceae
Product: IQ domain-containing protein IQM1
Exons: 9
Coding region: 501-2174 (557 amino acids)
Source: RefSeq, a predicted model, not a curated record
UGUUUCUUCAAGGAAACCAGGAAAAAGCUACCAAGCUUCCUUAUUUUGACCGCCCAUUUCUUCUUCCUGUCUCCCAAAAUUUCCAAUCUUUUGUGGAAAACCUUUAUAACCCACCUGUUCACACUCCCUUAAACUCCAAUCCAACAGAUAGAAAAGCUGGUUUUCCUAUUUCUCCAGCUUUGAAUUGCUCAAACCUCUCGUGCUCUUUGAAAUAAAGAAAACUCAAAACGUUGAAACCACCACCAGUCUCUCUCAUCUAAUUCCAAAGCAACACAUACCUGUCCGCUCCUUUUUCCAAUUCCUUACACGUAUUUGAAGGACUAGUUGGGGUUGGUGUUGGUUUCUGAGACUAUAUAAGUGAGGGGAUAAGCAUGUCAGAGUCAUAACAAUCACUUGUCAAAGAUUUGAUCUUCAAGCUAAGUUUCCCUUUCGGAUUCUCCAAAACCCUUCAUCGUCUUUUGAGUCUGAUACCCAUCAAUUUUGGUGAAUUACCAAUUUUUAUGGGGCAGUCUCAUUCCUUACUUGCCUUGGCCUGGAAAGAAAUUAAGAAGCACAACUUCUUCGAUUUUGUCUACAACUCCAGUUUGAUCAGUCCCAAUGUUGGGGGUGUGAUACUAAGAACCCACAGCUUCAAAAGAAGUUCUGAAACCAAAACGGAAACCGAAACCAUGACCGUCGCCGAUGAGUCUAAUAAGUUGGGUGGCCUUAACAAUUCGAGCCGGCUGAAGGACUGCAAGCCUGAAAAUGUAAUCUUGGAUAGGAGCCUCUCGUUUAAGGAAAUGUUGGGGACGGAAGUUUAUAAAGGCAAAAAUGAGUUGAAGCAUAAACCGAUGCCCGCACUUGCUGUGUCUCAACCGGAUUAUAUGUUUUCUCCUAGACCGGUUAAGGAGCUUGACACUGCAGCAGUCACACUUCAGAAGGUUUACAAGAGUUAUCGAACUCGAAGAAACCUGGCAGAUUGUGCAGUGGUGGCUGAGGAGCUAUGGUGGAGACGCACAUUAGAUUCUCCAGCGGGGCCUAAAGAGAUGUGGUGGAAAACCUUGGAGUCUGCAGCUCUCAAGCAGAGUUCUGUGUCAUUCUUCAAUGUUGAGAAGCCAGAAACCGCCGUUUCCCGGUGGGCAAGGGCCAAGACUAGAGCUGCCAGGGUGGGGAAAGGUUUGUCAAAGGAUGAGAAAGCACAAAAGUUAGCUCUUCAACAUUGGCUUGAAGCUAUUGAUCCACGCCAUCGGUAUGGGCACAAUUUACAUUUCUACUAUGAUUUGUGGUUUGAGAGUGAGAGCACCCAGCCUUUCUUCUACUGGCUGGAUGUUGGAGAUGGCAAAGAAAUAAAUCUUGAGAAAUGCUCGAGGACGGUUCUACAGCGCCAAUGCAUUGAGUACCUCGGACCGAAAGAAAGGAAAGCUUAUGAAGUAGUAUUGCACGAUGGGAAGCUAAUAUAUAAGCAAAGUGGGAACCUUGUUAAUAGCACUGACGAUUCGAAAUCCAUAUUUGUGCUGAGCACAACAAGGGCUUUGUAUGUUGGUCAGAAGAAGAAGGGUCAGUUUCAACAUUCGAGUUUUCUAUCCGGAGGUGCUACUACAGCAGCUGGAAGAUUGGUUGCCCAUGAUGGAGUUCUUGAGGCUAUUUGGCCUUACAGUGGUCAUUACCACCCAACAGAAGAGAACUUCAUGGAAUUCAUCAGCUACCUCGAAGACAACAAUGUCGAUCUCACUAAUGUCAAGAGGUGUGCGAUUGAUGAUGAUUAUCCUUCAAUGAGGAAAACUGAAGGUGAACUAACAAAGCAAAACUCAUUGAAGUCAUCGCAAUCGGAAGGGGCAGCCGCAACCAGUGUCGAUGACCUGACCAAGAAGGCACCGAUUGCGGCCGUUCAUUCUGAAGUAAAUAAGAACGUUGAUGGUGGCAUUGCUAAACCACCAAUGUCCCCCAUGGCUAAUCGCUUGUCUUGCAACUGGUCUACUGGAAAUGGAGCCAGAAUUGGGUGCGUGCGAGACUACCCUAGUGAACUACAAACCAGAGCAAUGGAACAGGUCAAUCUAUCUCCUCGUGUGGGUCGUUCGAUGUCCGGCCCAAUUCCAUCUCCUAGGCCCAGUCCAAAGAUCCGCAUCUCACCUAGGCUUGCAUAUAUGGGCCUGCCAAGUCCAAGGCCUAGGACCCCAAUUGCUGCAGCUAACUAAGUCUGAUAUUGCUAGGGGCACUCCUUGUGCCAAAAUUUUAUUCAUUAUAGUUUGAUUUUUUUUCCUGUACAUGCCUCCAUUGAGCCUAGCUUUUUUCUUUAACCCAAAGUCUGAUGCCUGCAAAAUUUCCGGUCCAGAUGGGUUCAAUUGAUUCUUUCAUUAUAAAAGGAAAUUCAUAUGAUAUACUAAUUUUGUUCA